This is a messenger RNA of Trifolium pratense (red clover), 695 nucleotides long. Its product is annotated as photosystem I subunit O. Lineage: Eukaryota; Viridiplantae; Streptophyta; Magnoliopsida; Fabales; Fabaceae. The record is from RefSeq and is a predicted model, not a curated record. Bases 104 to 517 code for a protein of 137 amino acids. The transcript has 4 exons.
AAUAACAUUAAUAAUAUCAAAAACUACCAUCACCACAACUUUGCUUACAAAUCUAAUUCAUAUAGAUCUCUUUGCAUUGUCAACUCCAAAAUCACAUUCUAAAAUGGCAACAACAACCUUUCCAACCAUCCUAGGAAUGGGUGGUGCAACACGUCUCACCUCAGGAUUUCUGAAACCACAAGUGAUUGCUAGGAAUCCUUUGAGUAAAGCCAUGGCACUAGGAAAUGGUGGGAGGGUUACAUGUAGCUUCCAAAGGGAUUGGCUAAGGAGAGAUUUCAAUGUGAUUGGUUUUGGUUUGAUUGGUUGGUUGGCACCAUCUAGCAUACCAGCUAUUGAUGGUAAAAGUCUGACUGGACUUUUCUUUGAUAGCAUUGGAACUGAACUUGCUCACUUCCCUACUCCUCCUGCUCUUACUUCACAGUUUUGGUUAUGGCUGGUCUUAUGGCACUUGGGUCUGUUCAUCUCCCUCACUUUUGGGCAAAUUGGUUUCAAGGGAAGGACUGAGGAGUACUUCUGAUUUUUAAUUUCAUAAUAAUCACUUAUUGUAUGUUAUUAAUUGCUUUUCCCUUUGUAUUAUUUUCAGCCUUGUAAUCUACCAUGUAGUAGUACUCUUUGGCACCUUUUUUCCAUUGUACUAGGAAAUAUUUGGUGUAACAUCGCCUUCAUAAUGAAUGUUGUAUAUUAUUAUUGCUGUA